Glycine soja is the source of this 3631-nucleotide messenger RNA. RefSeq lists its product as uncharacterized. The coding region runs from base 216 to 3326 and encodes 1036 amino acids. Gene Ontology annotation, molecular function: GTPase activator activity; syntaxin binding; myosin II binding. Lineage: Eukaryota; Viridiplantae; Streptophyta; Magnoliopsida; Fabales; Fabaceae. Gene Ontology annotation, biological process: regulation of exocytosis. The record is from RefSeq and is a predicted model, not a curated record. Gene Ontology annotation, cellular component: plasma membrane; cytoplasm. The transcript has 24 exons.
UUGGUUGUCUCUUCUCACUACCAAACCAUCAUCAGAUACAGAACAAAGUAAGAAACUGCAAUCAAAUGCUCCUUACUAAAGUAAUUAACAACUCUUUCUGAAAACAUCAGUUAUCACACAAGGCCAAAUACCAUUCCCCACUUUUCUCUCUUCUCUCUGUUUAAUUUGAGCAAUUGAAUAUCUGAUUCCGAGUCUCAGAUCCUCCAAAAUAAGCAAUGUUUGUGAAGAAACUCGUGGAGAAAGCUUCCAUAAAGAAGACUGGUGGAAAUUCAUCAGAUGGAUUAAAAGCUAGUGAUGUAGAUCCACGGUUGGUGUUUCAUCAUGGAGUGCCAUCUGGUGGUGCCAAGUUCGCCUAUGACACCAUUCAGAGGAUCCUGGCUCUUUCUACCAAGGAUGGCCAGAUUAAACUCUAUGGAAAAGAUAAUGCUCAAGCCAUGCUUGAAUCUAGUGAGCCCCUGCCUAGCAAGUUUCUACAGUUCAUCCAGAACCAAGGCGUCCUUAUAAAUGUCACUUCCAACAACCAUAUUGAGGUUUGGGACAUAGACAAGAAACUGUUGUCUGAUGUGUACAUGGCUAAAGAAGAAAUCACUUCCUUUGCAGUCAUUCAUCAUAGCCUCUAUAUGUACAUUGGACAUUCUAAUGGUAAUAUUUCAGUUUUGAAGCUUGACCAAGAGCCAUCAUGGCAUUUGGUUCAGAUGAAAUACACCAUACCUCUCUCAGCUUCCUAUGGGAAUUCUGAAGUGUCUGAUGAUACUGUUGUGACGCAUAUACUGCCUCAACCAGCAGCUGAAAGUAAGAGGGUUCUCAUAAUCUUUAGAAAUGGUCAAAUGAUAUUAUGGAAUAUUCGGGAAAGUAGAUCUAUUUUCAAAACUGGUGAAAAUAUGUUGCAGCCACUGCAUACUGAAACAAAAAAAGUGACUUCUGCAUGUUGGGUGUGCCCUUUUGGAAGUAAAGCAAUUGUAGGGUACAACAAUGGAGAGCUCUUCAUUUGGAGCAUCCGUUCUCUAAAUAUAGGAAAUGGUUCAGCAUCUGAACAUAGUUAUCAAAAUACUCCUUUGCUCAAACUUAACUUAGGAUACAAGUCUGACAAAAUUUCCAUAGGAUCAAUAAAAUGGGUUUAUGCUGGAGGAAAGGCUAGUCGACUAUAUAUUAUGGGAGCCUCUGACUGUGCAACUUCAAACUUGUUGCAGGUAGUGUUGCUGAAUGAGCAUACAGAAGCUCGCACAAUUAAGCUUGGACUUCAUUUGUCUGAAUGUUGUAUUGACAUGGAGAUCAUAUCAACUUCAACUGAGCAAAGCAAGAAUAAACAAGAUUCUUUCAUUUUGCUUGGGAAGUCAGGCCAUCUAUAUCUGUAUGACGAUAUUUUGAUUGAAAGGUAUCUGCUACAAUGCCAAUCUAAGUCCACACCAUCACUUCCAAAGGAGGUAACUGUAAAGUUACCACUGGCAGAAUCAAGCAUCACAACAGCAAAAUUCAUCUCCAACAAUCCCAAUGUAUUAACAUUUGAAGAUGAGUAUUACAGACAGCUGAUCACAAGCUAUCCACUGUUUGUUCCUGUUGAAACAAAUCAAAAAGAUGAGAUUAGCCUGAGUUCUGCCAAAUUUACAGGAUUUUCUAAAGUUCAAAACUUGUACAUAACUGGACACAGCAAUGGAGCCAUAAACUUCUGGGAUGCUUCAUGCCCCAUUUUCACUCCAAUUUUACAAUUGAAGCAACAGAGUGAAAAUGACUGUUCAUUAAGUGGUAUACCCUUGACAGCAUUAUACUUCGAUAGCAACUCCCCACUUCUUGUUUCUGGUGACCAGAGUGGAAUGGUUUGUGUCUUUAGAUUCAAAACUGAACCAUAUGCCACUAACAGCUUCAUGUCUCUUACUGGAGGUACAAAGAAAGGGACUGAUCAUAUAAUCCAAAGUGUGAAACAUGUAAAGAUCAAUGGUGCCAUUCUGUCAUUGAACAUAGAUCCCAGCUUGAUGCAUCUUGCUGUUGGUUCUGAUCAGGGACAUGUUUCAGUUUUUAACAUAGAUGGCCCAACUUUGUUAUACCAGAAACAUAUUGCCAGUGAAAUUUCUGCUGGUAUCAUCUCUCUGCAGUUCCUAACCAGCAGUUUACAUGGUUUUGAAAAAAACAUUUUAGCAGUUGGAACAAAAGAUUCAUCUGUUCUGGCACUAGAUAAAGAAGCUGGAAACACACUGGGCACGGGAACUAUUCAUCCUAAGAAGCCCUCUAAAGCUCUAUUUAUGCAGGUUUUGGAUGGACAAGGUGCACCGGUCAAUGGAUCGAUUACAAAAGAUGGAUUAGAGUCGAGCGAAAGGAAUCAUAUUGAGGAUGCAACAACAAAGCAACAGUACAUUUUGCUUUGUUCUGAGAAAGCUUUAUAUGUCUAUUCAUUGGUGCAUGCGAUUCAGGGAGUUAAAAAGGUGCUAUACAAGAAAAGGUUUCAUUCCUCUACGUGUUGCUGGGCAUCAACAUUUUACAGCCCUUCUGAUGUUGGCCUUAUACUCAUUUUUACAAGUGGAAAAGUAGAAUUAAGGUCUUUGCCAGAGUUGUCCCUAAUUGUGGAGACUUCAAUUAGAGGUUAUAAUUAUUCUCCUCCAAAAUUGAAGUCAUUUUCUGGCUGCCAGAUAUGUUGUUCAUCCAAAGGAGAUCUUGUUUUGGUGAACGGUAACCAAGAAUUUUUUGUCGUCUCGCUGUUGGUGCAAAGAAAUAUUUUCAGGCUUUUGGACUCUAUUAGCUGCAUCUACAGGAAAAAAAUGAUGCUGUCGCCAGAAGUGUUUGUUCCUAGCCCAGUCAUCUAUAAGGAAAAGAAAAAGGGUAUAUUCAGCUCUGUUAUCAAAGAUUUUGCUGGCAGUAAAGAAAAGCAUGCUCCCAUAUUGGAAACCGAAGAUACUACAGAAAGCAUCCAGGAACUCUCAGCUAUCUUCUCAAAUGAAAAUUUUCCAUGUGAUGCUGAUAAUAAUGAUAAUCUGACUGUUGAUGAAGAUGAGCUUGAAUUAAACAUAGAUGACAUUGACCUAGACGAUCAUGAAGAAAAACACAAAGAUCAAAGUAUAUUGGGAGCUCUUAAUAAGAAGAAAUUGACUGGAAAGUUUCAGGCUCUAAAAGGUAGAUUGAAGGAGAUGAAGGGCAACAUCCAGAAAACAUCAAGUAAGGAAGAGCAGCAAGAUGAGCAAGCUGGUGCAGUCGAUCAAAUCAAGAAGAAAUAUGGAUUUUCUUCUUCCAACGUAAGUAUAUAUCCAAUUUCAACAUUAUUCAAAGUAAGAAAUAUGGAUGAAACCAGGAAACAAGCUUUGCUAAAUUGGCAGAAAGCAAGCUGCAGGAGAACAUGAAAAAAUUGCAGGGUAUCAACCUUCGAACCACAGAAAUGCAAGAUAAAGCAAAAUCAUUUUCAACAUUGGCAAACCAAGUGCUGCGGACUGCAGAACAGGAAAGACGAAAUUAGGAAGCACCUACUCAUCGAUUACACCAAAAAUUACAAUGACUUUUUACCCCUCCUAUUGUACUUAAGCUUCUUUAUUUUAUUGUAUUUAUUUUUUUGUUUCACCGUGGAAGACUGGAUUAUCAUCUCAGUUUUGGGUUGAUCUUUACAUCGAGCGAAUAUAAAUUAAGAACAAUGUAUUCUCUUUUUUGCCAA